Gorilla gorilla gorilla (western lowland gorilla) is the source of this 752-nucleotide messenger RNA. It is a transcript of the gene OBP2A, whose product is annotated as odorant binding protein 2A. The record is from RefSeq and is a predicted model, not a curated record. The coding region runs from base 56 to 727 and encodes 223 amino acids. Gene Ontology annotation, molecular function: small molecule binding. The transcript has 7 exons. Lineage: Eukaryota; Metazoa; Chordata; Mammalia; Primates; Hominidae.
AGCCUCGUUCAGACGCCCAGUGACCUGCUGAGGUCGGCAGCACAGAGCUCUGGAGAUGAAGACCCUGUUCCUGGUUGUCACGCUCGGCCUGGCCACUGCCCUGUCCUUCACCCGGGAGGAGGAGGAUAUCACAGGGACCUGGUACAUGAAGGCCAUGGUGGUCGAUAAGGACUUUCCGGAGGACAGGAGGCCCAGGAAGGUGUCCCCAGUGAAGGUGACAGCCCUGGGCGGUGGGAACUUGGAAGCCACGUUCACCUUCAUGAGGGAGGAUCGGUACAUCCAGAAGAAAAUCCUGAUGCAGAAGACGGAGGAGCCUGGCAAAUUCAGCGCCUAUGGGGGCAGGAAGCUCAUGUACCUGCAGGAGCUGCCCGGGACGGACGACUACGUCUUUUACUGCAAAGACCAGCGCCGCGGGGGGCCUGCGCCACAUGGGAAAGCUGGCGGGGCCGUGCCGCUGUCCCCACCUUGGCUCACCUGGCCACCUCACCUGCAGGUAGGAAUCCUGAUACCAACCUGGAGGCCCUGGAAGAAUUUAAGAAAUUGGUGCAGCGCAAGGGACUCUCGGAGGAGGACAUUUUCACGCCCCUGCAGACGGGAAGCUGCGCUCCCGAACACUAGGCAGCCCCCGGGUCUGCACCUCCAGAGCCCACCCUACCACCAGAUACAGAGCCCGGACCACCUGGACCUACCCUCCAGCCAUGACCCUUCCCUGCUCCCACCCACCUGACUCCAAAUAAAGACCUUCUCCCCCA